Messenger RNA from Geodia barretti, 780 nucleotides. The record is from the annotation of a GenBank genome assembly. Lineage: Eukaryota; Metazoa; Porifera; Demospongiae; Tetractinellida; Geodiidae.
AUGUCGGUUUGCGUGAAGACACUCAACGGCUACACGCACAUUGUCCGCGUUGGCGAACGCGACAGCGUGCGGCAUCUGAAGGAGAGCAUCGAGGAAAGGUUGGGCAUGCCGUGCGAAGAACAGCGACUGUCGUUCGGCGGUAAUGUGAUGGACGAUGACUACAAAAGCAUCUCGGACUACGGUGUAGGCCCAGACAACAGUGUACACAUGCUGGUGCAGUCCCGCAGCGGGAUGUGCCCUAUCACCUUCAUUGAUAAGAGAUCUUUCGACCCAGCCUUCGACUACGACUUUACCGAUAAAGAUGACGGAGGAAAAUCAUUCUAUCGGGGUGGAGAAAGGCACUACCGUCCGUGUGGGUGGAUGAGACGUGCAAUCAAGGUGAGGGGUCGUUUUGUUGACGAUGAGGACGGAAGGGGCGACAAGUGGUUGGGUGAACCAGGUUAUCGAGAAAAAUCAAGUGAAGGUGAAUGGCCAGUUUCCUAUCAUGGGACUCCAAAGGAAAAUUCUGACAGUAUCACCACGAGUGGAUAUCUCUUGUCAAAGUCAUGGAGGUUUAAGUAUGGCCGUGGAAUCUACUCAGCUCCAUCUAUCACCACUGCAGCCGGCUAUGCCAAGUCCUUCCCCUUCAAGGGUGGUGACUACCAACUGGUGUUUCAGAACCGUGUGUGUCCUCGUGAUCUGGAGAAGGUUUCUGCCCAGAAAACGGGUUGCGGAGAGUACUGGGUUACAAAGAACCAGGAUAACAUCAGACCCUAUGGGAUUUGCACCCGAAAAGUGUAA